CCUCUCUGCCACCGACAGCGAUCAAAUAUUCUGUCGGGGGGGAAGCAGACGCGUGCCAAGGCGAGGGUAGAAAAAACGUCGGAACCGAGGCGCACGGAUAAUGGAGCGUGCCGCGAACCAGCUGCGCACGAACAGGGAAAAUUCUUACCUUGAUAACGCGGCGUAAAUUGCAGAUUUGGGCAUGCGUCUACGUUCAACACGUUGUUUUAGCGGCCAGACUAGAAGAAGAAGACACUGCACCAUCACUACGUCUAUAGAUCAAUAGGACGAUGACCCUUGACCUCUUCCCCAUGCUCCCUCUUCCCACUCCAGCCCUCUCCUGAGCCCUCCCUGCCCCCUGCCCCUGUUGCCGCGGUGAUGCGCAGGUUCGUGUACUGUAAGGUGGUACUGACCACGUCUCUGGUGUGGGUGCUGGUGGACGUCUUCCUGCUGCUCUACUUCAGCGAGUGCAACAAAUGUGACGAGAGGAAGGACCGCUCCCUGCUGCCCGCGCUCAGGGCUGUGAUCUCCAGGAGCCACGAGGGUCCGGGCGAGAUGGGCAAAGCCGUCAACAUCCCCAAAGACGAGCACGAGAAGAUGAAGGACCUGUUCAAAAUAAACCAGUUUAACCUGAUGGCCAGUGACAUGAUCGCUCUCAACAGGAGUCUCCCAGACGUCAGGCUGGAUGGGUGUAAGACGAAGCUGUACCCGGACGACCUGCCCACCACCAGCAUAGUGAUCGUGUUUCAUAACGAGGCCUGGAGCACGUUACUGCGCACGGUGCACAGUGUGAUCAACCGCUCCCCCAGACACCUGCUGAUGGAGAUCAUCCUGGUGGACGACGCCAGUGAGCGAGACUUUUUGAAGCAGAAGCUGGAGGCGUAUGUGCGUGGUCUGGAGGUGCCGGUGAAGGUGUUGAGGAUGGAGCAGAGGUCAGGUCUGAUCCGAGCUCGUCUCAGGGGAGCUGCUGCCACCAAAGCUCAGGUCAUCACCUUCCUGGACGCUCACUGUGAGUGCACCGUGGGCUGGUUGGAGCCCCUGCUGGCUCGCAUCAGAGAGAACAGGAGUGCCGUGGUGUGCCCCAUCAUCGACGUGAUCAGUGAUGAGACCUUCGAGUACAUGGCCGGCUCUGACAUGACGUACGGGGGAUUCAACUGGAAGCUAAAUUUCCGCUGGUACCCUGUGCCCCAGAGAGAGAUGGACCGGAGAAUGGGCGACCGAACUCUGCCUGUCAGGACUCCCACCAUGGCAGGAGGAUUGUUCUCGAUAGACAAGUCAUACUUCGAGGAAAUUGGCAGCUACGAUCCGGGCAUGGACAUCUGGGGCGGAGAGAACCUGGAGAUGUCCUUCAGGAUCUGGCAGUGCGGGGGCUCUCUGGAGAUCGUCACCUGCUCUCACGUCGGCCAUGUUUUCCGCAAAGCCACUCCGUACAGUUUCCCCGGAGGCACUGGGCAAGUCAUCAACAAGAACAACAGACGCCUGGCCGAAGUCUGGAUGGAUGAGUUCAAAGACUUCUUCUACAUUAUAUCUCCAGGCGUGAUGCGGGUGGACUACGGAGACGUCUCUUCACGUAAAGCCCUCCGUGAAGCUCUGAAGUGCCGACCGUUUUCCUGGUACCUGGAAAACAUCUACCCCGACUCACAGAUACCCAGAAGAUACUACUCCCUGGGCGAAAUCAGAAACGUGGAGACCAACCAGUGUGUGGACAACAUGGGGAGGAAGGAGAACGAGAAGGUGGGCUUCUUCAACUGCCACGGCAUGGGCGGCAAUCAGGUGUUCUCGUACACGGCGGAUAAGGAGAUCCGCACAGACGACCUGUGCCUGGACGUGUCUCGCCUCAAUGGGCCCGUGGUCAUGCUCAAGUGUCACCACAUGAAGGGCAACCAGAUGUUUGAAUACGACGCAGAGCGUCUGACCCUGCUCCACGUCAACAGCAACCAGUGCUUGGACAUGCCGUCGGAGGAGGACAAGAUGGUGCCCACGCUGAGAGACUGUAACGGCAGCCGCUCCCAACAGUGGCUCCUGCGCAACAUGACCCUCAGCGCGUGACCUUUCGACCUUCGACCUCGGCGCGACACGAACAAAACAAAAAAAAAAACCGAACAGAAACGCCGUCAUCUCCUUAGCAGGUGGCUCUUACCUCAUUCGCAGCGGGGCACGAAACGGCGGAGGAGCAAGCUGCGCCCGCCUGAUCCGCGUCGUUAGCUUAGCGCGAGGUGUUGACUCGGCCUGGACCGUGUGCGAGGUGGGUGUGCGCCGGGCUGAUAUGAAACACUGGCGCGGGGAGCUGCUGUCAUCUUCGCUGCUUUUGUUGCCACGGGACAAACAACGAAGCAGGAGAGCUAUCCAGACAAUGUGCACUGUAAUUUGUCCAUAUCUGGUGAGGCCAUAUAAUGUAAAGACUGUUUUUGAAGCUGCUUUUCUCUCCUUGUUACCAUCAGCAUCACAUUAUAGCAUUUUAUCAUUUUUAUCAAGGGAACGUGAAAGGGAUAAAUGAAAAGACUGAUACAUUUUUGCAAUAUUACGAUAAAUUAUAAAAUACCUUGAAUGCCCCCGUAAUAUCAGUAAGAGGAUAUAACCUUAUUAAAUUCGUGACGUCUGUUAUAAUGCUUGUAAAUGCAAAGUAUUGCCUUUAAUACACAAUUUACAUGGCAGCAAAUCUAAGUCUACGUUCAGACUGCAGCCUGAAGAGACCCAAAUCUGAUUUUUUUUGCCCCUAUGCGACUUGUAUCUGAUCUUUUAAUGACAGUCUGAACGACUCUGAUAAGAUUUUUUUCAAAUGUGACCCAGGCCACUUGGAUAUGUGCUCCUAAAACCGAUACAUAUCCGAUCUUUUGACAUGCGACUUCAGUCUGAACGGUCAGGUCGCAUUCAUCCCACCUACACGUCAUCAAUAAGUGAGAAACGUCACUAUUCUGCGCUGAAGUAGGUGCGCGCAAAUCAUAGAACUCGAAUUAGUGAAGCACAGCGCAAUCCCUCCACUCUUGACUGCGACUCUGCACCUACACGUUCCUUUCUACGGACACUGCUGCCCCUGCCCCACUAAACGCCAUGGCACAAAACCUUGUCCUUCUCCUCACUUUCCUCCUUAAAACAAUUAAGCUGUACAUGUUCUGGCUCCAGUACGACAGCAACUUUAAAAUCUCCAAGUGCUCAAUGCUCAAGUCCAUGUUUAGGCGACUUCUGUAAACACUGAGCACGCUCGCAGCCUGUGAUGUUGUGUCGUCCAAUGCACAUGCGGGACAUUUUGGGGCGUUUAAAGUUCACACUGGAGAUCACAUACAAGUUGCAUUUUAUUGGAAAAUGUGAACGACCUCGCAAAUAAAUCUGAAUUGAGCAUUAAGCCCUGCAGCCUGAACGGUCAUCUUAGUGCAUAUCGGCUCCAGUCAAAUGAAGCUCACGAGGCAGUUAUAGGAGCGAAUUUGUAGCUGAGUUCCAAAUAUUAGGAGUAAGACUUUAUUUACAGACAAAAUAGUGAAAUAAAAACACCAGGAUCAUGUAGAGUGGGUUAAUACGAACAUUUUAAGACCAAAACAAAAUGAUGAGGCAGUGACACUUUUUCAAUGUAAACUCAACUGAAGCUGAUGGAGCCAGAAGCGCAAUGUCCAUUCAUAUAUACAGUAGAUGGAUGGCAUCACUUCUUUCCUGUGCACUGAUCAAUCACACACGAGUCGUCGUAUUUAUGUAUGAAAGAUUCGUAGUAAACAUUUAGGCAAAGGAAAAGCUCUGGGACAUAAGAUGCGCUGUGUAACCUGCUCGUCUCUGUGGCGAUGUUAACAGUUUACCAGAAAAUGUGCGCUUUCCACGUUCUUACUGUGCCUCUCCACAGAUCUGACCCGUAACUUGGCCUGGUGGCACCACAGGCUUUGAGAAGUUUAAUGCCAUACUGUGAAACUUUUUAGGCAAAGCACAACAUACCUAUUGAGACAAGCAGCUAAAACGACACAGUGCCCCAUUAACAUUAUUAGAUAUUAGAACAGUAAGAAGGAAGGGUGGUAAAUGUAAUGUAAUGGAAAAUCUACUUUGAAGUUAUCAAGUAAUGUUUGACUAGUUUUUUCUGAUGAGGAAUGCUGAUUGCCACUUAUUUAAAGUCAAUUCACCAUAACUGACUUUAAACAUGACUUCUCUAAUCUGAUAAAUGGGCUAAAUAAUUCGAGGCUGUCAGUUUUAAUAAUCACUCAUAUUGUUCAAAGGUUUUCCAGCUGCCGCACGUUAUGAAGUCUGCAUUUUAUAGCAUUCAAACAGGUGUAUACGAAUAAGGAAUACAAAUAAAAAUGCAUUCAAGGUGUGAAAUCUGAAUGGUUUACGACUAAAGGCCCCAUGUUAUGCUGUUUUCUGAUCUAUAUAUAUAUGUUUAUAAUGUAGUUUCCUCAUCACAAACACACUUGGAGUUGUGUUUUGUUUCAUUCACACACAAAACCUGCAUAUGUAGGCGGUGUUCUUCUCUCAUGUGGUAAUACAGGAAGUGCUCCACUGCGUUUUUAAACUCCAUACACCUUCACAAGAAUCAUUUGGAUAAUUUCAGACCUGUAAUUGCCAAUCUCUACUGCACGAAAAGUAAAAAGUAGCUGUUCACUUGAAAUCUACUACUUCAUGACAUCACAAGGAGGAACAGAGCAUUUUGAGCUUUGAAUAAUAAUAAAGGAUUACUUAAACGUGUGAAUGAAACAAAACACGACUCCGGUUAUGUUUUUGAUGAGGUAAUAAGAUGUUAACAUGAUUUAAAGCUCACAAGAGUCAAUUUUAUGCGUACCUUUAGCUGUGUACUACUGCACUGCUGAAAAUUUGGUACAUAAAUAAAAUAAUAAUGAAUGUAAAACAUGUAAGGCAGCUCCGACCUACUUCUUUUGUUUUUUUCCUGACUUAAAAAAUAGAUUAAAAUGAAUGUAAACAAUGUCCACGCACUGAAAAUUAAAAGGAGACUCUUAAGUACCACACAGAACAUCUUUAACAUUGUGACAUUAUCAUACCAGGGACGAAUAGGUGCUUGUGCCUUUAGAAAAUUGUACAUGUUUUGUUGUGUUAGAAUAAUCAAGUUAUUCUGCUGUUUGGAAAUCAUGUUUGGCGAGAUAAUUUUGUGAGUGAGCAUAUCUGGCAUUACUGGAGAAGAUGUUAUGUGUUAUUUUUAUUCAAAUGUGAGCAAAUUAUAGGAAAAAACUAAAGUGUAUUUUGUUUCGUCCAAUCAGAGCGCUCCAAUAGCCAUAUAUUAGACUAGCUUUGUCACUAGAUUCAGUUCUAUGCAUUUGCUUGGGGAAUAUGAACCAUUGCUCUUCAUGCUUCUACCUCGGAACAAUACUUGACCAGAAAUCAGAGCAGUGAUUAUUUAAAAAAAGUGAACUUUAUAAAUUGACAAUUGAUUUUUAAAUGUACAAAUUAUAGAAUAUAUGAAAAUCGGUUGCCUAUGUGUAACUUGCUUCUCCUUUAAUGCCUGGCCCUACAUGACCAUGAGCUGGUGAGUACUUUUGUUUGAAUCAUAAACAUCAUGUAUUGUAUGUUACUUUUAUGUAUUUGUAUGUAGAAGUGGCAUUGCUUUCUACAAUGUAUAGAGAUGUUAUAAUCCUUUGUCACACAAUACAGAACGCAAUUAAAUGUAGAAGAAGUGUAA
Messenger RNA from Boleophthalmus pectinirostris (great blue-spotted mudskipper), 5584 nucleotides. RefSeq names its product UDP-N-acetyl-alpha-D-galactosamine:polypeptide N-acetylgalactosaminyltransferase 13 (gene galnt13). Bases 358 to 2028 code for a protein of 556 amino acids. The record is from RefSeq and is a predicted model, not a curated record. The transcript has 13 exons. Lineage: Eukaryota; Metazoa; Chordata; Actinopteri; Gobiiformes; Gobiidae. Gene Ontology annotation, cellular component: Golgi apparatus.